Messenger RNA from Aphis gossypii (cotton aphid), 1092 nucleotides. Its product is annotated as KRAB-A domain-containing protein 2-like. The record is from RefSeq and is a predicted model, not a curated record. The coding region runs from base 1 to 1092 and encodes 363 amino acids. The transcript is spliced from 3 exons. Gene Ontology annotation, molecular function: nucleic acid binding. Gene Ontology annotation, biological process: DNA integration. NCBI's taxonomy places the organism in Eukaryota, Metazoa, Arthropoda, Insecta, Hemiptera, Aphididae.
AUGAAGUAUUACGUACCGUAUGAAGAAAUGUAUGAUAAAUUAAAAGAUUUUCAUACCCGAACAGGACAUGGGGGAAAUGUGAAGCUUCGCUUGGCUUUAAUGAAUAAAUACGCGAUUCCAAGACCAGCAAUAGAAGCUUUCCUGUCAACUUGUUUAUCAUGCAACAGUAAAAAACCAGUAAACCGUAAAUUAGUUAUCAAACCCAUAAUAAGUGAAGAUUUUAAUGAAAGGGGGCAAGUCGAUUUAGUGGAUUUUCAAUCAAAUCCUGAUGGUAAAUUUAGAUGGAUUUUAAAUUAUCAAGACCACAGUACAAAGUUUUUAUCCUUACGACCUCUGGAAUCCAAAAGAGCAAUUGAAGUAGCAAGAAAUUUACUUUCAUUAUUCCUCACUUUUGGGGCUCCAAAAAUCUUACAAAGUGAUAACGGUCGAGAAUUUGUCAACGCUAUAAUUACAGAGCUCAAAACUCUGUGGCAUGACUGUGUUAUAGUGCAUGGUCGACCCAGACAUCCCCAAAGUCAAGGUAGUGUAGAACGAAGUAAUCAAGAUAUCGAAAAUAUGUUGAGAGCAUGGAUGGUCGAUAACAAUUCAAAAAAAUGGUCCAUUGGCUUAGAAUUCGUUCAAUUUCAAAAAAAUUGUUUCCAUCAUCGAGUAAUUAAUAGAUCUCCAUAUAAAGCUUUAUUUGAAAGUGACCCGAAAAUAGGUUUAACAACUUCAAAAUUAUCAUCAGAAGUUUUGCAAAAAAUAUCAACUGAAGAGGAUUUACUAAUGUAUAAUGGAUACUCAGACGAUCCACAUUCCACGAUUAAAAUGAUCACUUCACGUUGUAGUCUUUGUGGCAAUGAAGUAAUGGUGGAAAUCAACUCUGCUAGUGCUAUUGUUUGUGAUUUAUGCAAAAAUAAUGAAAAUAUCAUUCAAUCGAGACAACAAGGAUUAAAAGGCUUACAAAAUGCUGCGGAAAAAAUGUUGAAGAUAAGCAACCUUAAAGUUACUCUAUUUCAAGUUGAAGAUUGUGUUAUAGUUCCAGUUCCUAAGGUGGAUAGAGGUCCAUCAGACUGCGAAUAUAAUUGCCAUAGUUACGGAACAAAGAAAUGA